Messenger RNA from Drosophila subpulchrella, 798 nucleotides. RefSeq lists its product as uncharacterized. Gene Ontology annotation, molecular function: DNA binding. Gene Ontology annotation, cellular component: nucleus; transcription regulator complex. Bases 1 to 798 code for a protein of 265 amino acids. Gene Ontology annotation, biological process: regulation of transcription by RNA polymerase II. The record is from RefSeq and is a predicted model, not a curated record. Lineage: Eukaryota; Metazoa; Arthropoda; Insecta; Diptera; Drosophilidae. The transcript has a single exon.
AUGGACAUGGAGACUCCCCAAAAUUCUUUCUUUCCCACGUUUCGCCGCGACAAGUCAACAGCGAUGUCUACCAAAUGCUUACCCAAAGCUCCGACCCCCGCUUGUCCAUUGGACAAAAGCCGUCUCCUCGCAGAGAUCGCCUGUCGUCCGGCGAUUUGGGACACCCGCGUCAACUUCUGCAUUCGCCGUAAGCAAAUGCUCCGCGAUUGGCCGGCGGUGGCCAAGGUCAUGAACUUCAGCGUGGAUGAGUGCAAGCGCCUCUGGAAGGGACUCCGGGGAAACUAUCGCUUCGAGAUGCGUCGCACCAAUGAAGGUUACACGGGAUGCCGCUGGCGUUACUUCGAACAGAUGGAGUUCAUGCGCGGCGUCUUCUCGGGGCCCAGGGCCAAAUUUACUCCGCCAGUGAAGAAACGCAGACGCCAGCAGGUGAUCUAUAUCCCGCCAUUGGACGAGGGUGGUCUCCACUUUGAGGUGCCGGAGACUCUCUGCCAUGUGGUGGACAAACUGGAAGCCGGCCUGGACAUCGAUGAGGAGAUCACCAAGCUUUUGGGCUCCGAGAACUGGCUGUGGGACCCCAACUUGGACCUGCACUUUGUUCUGGUUGAGGAUCCGAUUCCAUGUCAACCUCUCGACCUGCGGAAGCAAGUGGAAUCCAACGAUCCCGACUACACCUACCUGAUGGGCCUGGUGUCCACCGUUCAAUCACUAAGCGAUCGCUCAAGGCAGCGUUUCCGCUUCCUGGCCAAGGAUCUACUGAAGCGAGUGAUGGCCAUGGAUCAGCAGCCACAUGACACAUGA